AAACCAAUUUGCGGAUGCGUCGACUAUAAAUCAGCCUUCAGAGUGACACUUUCAGUAAAGUAAACAGCAAACAAUACUACACAGCAGAGACAGUAAGGAUGAAAGUCCGUCAAUUUGUAUAUGUCGGAGAGUUUUUACUUCUCAAUAUAGCAGGAGCACUGUGUCAAUUAGACGUAUGUGGCCAGGCGCCUUUAAACAACAAUAAUGGUGGAGACGAUGUCGUUGCAGGCUCUUGGCCCUGGCAGGCGAGCAUUCAUAGAAUUUCCCCUGAAGAUCACAUCUGUGGCGGGAGUUUAAUCAAUAAGGACUGGGUUUUAUCUGCAGCUCACUGCUUCAUGAUCACCGCUACAGCAAAUAUAAAAAUCUAUCUGGGACGUCAGUUCCAAACAGGCUCAAACCCGAAUGAGAUAUCCAGGACAUUGACUAAGAUCGUCAUUCAUCCUGACUAUAGCACAACUACUCAAAACAAUGACAUAGCACUGCUCAGACUGAGCUCUUCUGUCACGUUCACGGAUUACAUUAGGCCAGUGUGUCUGGCCAGUGCUGACAGUGUGUUUGCUGGAGGAACCAAGAGCUGGAUUACUGGCUGGGACAAACACAGAUCUUCAGAUAUUCAGGUUACAAACGUGCUGCGGGAGGUGCAGUUACCGGUUGUGAGCAACACAGAAUGCAAUGCAGACUAUAAAGGCAUCAUUACAGACAACAUGAUUUGCGCUGGAAUAAAUGAGGGUGGAAAAGAUGCAUGUCAGGGAGACUCUGGAGGACCAAUGGUCAGUCAGAAUGGCUCUCGAUGGAUUCAGUCUGGCAUUGUGAGUUUCGGUCGAGAGUGUGGACUACCAAGGUACCCUGGAAUUUACACCAGAGUCUCUCAAUACCAAUCUUGGAUCACGUCUGAGUUAAGAACCAACCUGCCUGGAUUUGUCUCCUUCACCUCCACUGAAACACGCUCCAGCUCACCGAGUCUGCUUUCAUUUUACUUUUCUCUCACAUCAUCUCUCCUUCCUCUAAUUUUCUCCUUUUAUCUAUUUUUUUGAAAAAUGUAUGGUUUAUUAAUUAAAUUUUUAAUUUUUUUUACAAAUGUAAUUUUUAUUUAUGCUUUGACGUAUUGAGCACUAAUAAAACAUAUUUAGUACUGUAUAAA
Molecule: messenger RNA, 1141 nt
Organism: Danio rerio (zebrafish)
Lineage: Eukaryota; Metazoa; Chordata; Actinopteri; Cypriniformes; Danionidae
Product: zgc:112038
Biological process (GO): proteolysis
Molecular function (GO): serine-type endopeptidase activity; peptidase activity; hydrolase activity
Source: RefSeq, marked provisional